AUGGAAUUAGAAGAAGCUAUAUUUUGUCAUCCAAAUUCAAGCAUUGAUAGAGUGCUUUCAAGGAUCGGCUUUGGGAGAUACCAGCUUUUGGUUCUUUGCCUUUGCGGAUCCUUUCUAAUGGCAGAAGGAGCAGAGCUUCUUAUCGUCACCCUGAUGUCUUCAGUUCUCCAAAAAGAAUGAAACCUAAGCCUCGAGGUCGUAGAAUUCAUGGGAGGAGUCCUAUUUCUCGGCACCGCAAUUGGGACUUUAAUUGCUGGGCCUCUCGGAGACGCAUUUGGUAGAAGAAAAUGCAUGAUAUACUCCUCAAUUCUAUACUCAAUUUUCGCAGUAGUCUCCGCUUUUAUGCCUGACAUAUGAGCAUUCAUAUGCACAAGAUUUUUUUUAUCAGUGUCCAUAGGUGUUUUAGUCCCAAUUGGAACCACUUUGAUUGUAGAAACAGGUGUAGAAAACUCUAGAGGGUUAAUAGUCCUAGCAGGACAAUUGCUUUAUCAAGUCGGAACAAUGAUGGUUGGCCUCUUAGGUCUAGCAUUAGUCCCAAAGCUCGAGCCUCUCUAUUGGAGAGAACUUCUACUUAUAGCAGCUUGACCAGCGUUUUUCAGCACAAUUUUGCUAAUUUUCUUAUUGGAUGAAAGUCCAAGAUGGCUUUCGAUGAACGAAAAGCAUGAUAAAUGUGUAAAAGUUUUAAACAAAAUUGCAAGAAUUAAUAACGCAAGAAGAUUGGCAAGAGAAGAAAUUGAAGCGAUUGAACUUAUUGAAAAAACUGAAGUGGAAAACCAUUUAGAUAGGCUUGGGAUGAUAUUUGGAGGCGACUAUCUCCGGAUAACGUUACAAGGAUUUUUCUUAUGGUGGUCAAUUGGAUUUUUAUAUUAUGGGUGUGUAUUUAUUUUGCCAAGAACUCUGGGGGGUGAGUCAGAUGGAGAUGUCUUAACUGAUCUCGCAGUGAUGAGUGUCGCACAGUCUCCACUUUCUUUAAUCCCUAUGUUUUUGAUAGAGCAAGACAAGUUUGAUAGAAAAAAUUUAAUAGUGAUAGUGUGUGCUUUUCAUUUAGCAACUUCUUUGCUAUGUUCAUUCAAUUUUAACAACUCAUUUUAUUAUGUCUGUAUAUCAGGCUUGCAAAUCUGUGGAAUGGUAAACAGCGACGUUAUAGUUCCCUAUACAAAUGAAUUAUACUCAACAACAGUCAGAACGACUGGAUAUUCUUUAUGCUUUACCUUUAUGAAUGUCGCUGCUAUUUUAUCCCCAUUCAUUCUGUUAACACUUCAUCAUAUGAAUCCUAUGUAUCCUUACUACGCAUUCUCUUGUGUAGCAGGUCUCAAUCUUAUAAAUGGAAUUUUUUUGAAAAAGGAAUCAAACCUUGGAUCCUUGGAUACUUUUAUAUAGCCCCUUAAAUAUUUUAGAUCAUUAUUGGCCAUCUAUUUUAAUUUCCAAAAUUAAUUUGUACUGUCAGCUUUUUUGAAAAGUCAAAACGAAAAUGACAGAUCUCCGUUUAUGGUUUUAAGGUGCCUAAAUCAGACUUAUACUGUAUAAGGCAGGUGUCCUGCACCAUAUUUUCUGGUCGGUAUUCUGCUGGGGUAUAGAGAUCUAUAAAGCUGCAUGAGCUAUAGUUAGUGUCAAUUAA
Molecule: messenger RNA, 1618 nt
Organism: Blepharisma stoltei
Lineage: Eukaryota; Ciliophora; Heterotrichea; Heterotrichida; Blepharismidae
Source: the annotation of a GenBank genome assembly